Molecule: messenger RNA, 510 nt
Organism: Penicillium odoratum
Lineage: Eukaryota; Fungi; Ascomycota; Eurotiomycetes; Eurotiales; Aspergillaceae
Product: DNA-directed RNA polymerase II subunit RPB7
Exons: 4
Coding region: 1-510 (169 amino acids)
Biological process (GO): positive regulation of translational initiation; DNA-templated transcription; positive regulation of nuclear-transcribed mRNA poly(A) tail shortening
Cellular component (GO): RNA polymerase II, core complex; P-body
Molecular function (GO): translation initiation factor binding; single-stranded DNA binding; single-stranded RNA binding
Source: RefSeq, a predicted model, not a curated record
AUGUUCUUCCUCAAAGAAGAAGCCAAGGUCAUCACCUUGCACCCAUCCUACUUCGGACCCAACAUGCGCGAGUAUCUUAUUACUCGACUCAACGAGGAGGAGGAAGGCCGGUGUACGGGAGACCACUUCGUGAUCUGUGUGAUGGAUAUGGUCGACAUUGGCGAAGGACGAGUAAUGCCUUCCAGCGGCCACGCCGAAUACACAAUUAAAUACCGUGCAAUCAUUUGGAAGCCAUUCCGGGGUGAAACUGUCGACGCCAUUGUCACCUCCGUUAAGCCCACCGGCAUCUUCACACUGGCGGGUCCUUUAUCUGUCUUCAUUGCUCGAAAAAAUAUCCCCUCCGACAUCAAGUGGGAGCCGAACACCGUUCCCCCACAAUACACCGACCAUGCAGACCAGGUGAUUGAAAAGGGUACAAGUUUGCGACUGAAGAUUCUUGGUGUGAAGCCAGACGUGGCCGCCAUCAACGCCAUUGGCACGAUUAAGGAGGAUUAUCUUGGACCGCUGUAA